AUGGAGAGUGUUCUGGCAAUCAUCCUUGAUGAUGGCUCGGAGACAAAGUUGUAUCCCCUGACAAAGAGAAUAUCAAAAGGGGCCAUUCCAAUAGCAGCAAACUACAGGCUGAUUGACAUUGUGGUGAGCAACUGCAUCAACAGUAACAUUAUCAGGAUAUAUGCUCUAACUCAGUUCAACUCCACCUCCCUAAAUUCUCAUCUGUCAAGAGCCUAUUCUAACAUUGGGCUCGGAAAGGAUGGUUUUGUAGAAAUUUUGACAGCAUACCAAAGCCCUGAAGAGCAAGGUUGGUUUAAGGGAAAUGCAGAUGCUGUUAGGAGAUGGUUGUGGGUAAUAAAAGAUCAUCCAGUGGAGGAGUUUCUGGUUCUUUCCAGUCACCAUAUUUAUGAAAUGGACUAUGCAAAACUUAUUAAAGGACAUAGAGAUAGCGGAGCAGAUAUCACAGUUGCUGUUUCAUGUAACAGAAGGAACAAUAAUCCCAGUUAUGAUUUCUUAAUACAGAAUCACAGAAAUAAAUUUUCUGAAGUCAAACAUGCACCAGAUAGGGAUCGAGAUAAUUAUGCAGCAAUAGGAAAUUCUACAAAAGAAGAAGUUUGUGGUGGCAGAAGCAUGGGAAUCUAUGUCAUCAAGAGAGACAUCAUGAUCAAACUCUUAGAAAAGCUCCUACCUAAGGCCAAUGAUUUCAGAAGUGAAGUUAUACAACGUGCAAUUUCCAUGGGAAUGAAGGUUCAUGCUUAUAUGUUUGAUGGACAAUGGGAAGACGUUGAAACCAUUGAAGCCUUCUACCGUGCCAACAUUGAAAGUGCAAGGAGAACAUCUCAUGGCUUCAAUUUCCAUGACAGAAACUCUCCUAUCUACACCAUGCCACAUUGCCUACCACCUACUGUACUUACCAAUGCUCUCAUAAGGGAGAGCAUUAUUGGUGAUGGUUGCAUUCUACAUAGGUGCGAGAUCACUGAUUCCGUGAUUGGUAUGCGAACAUAUAUCGGAGAAGAAGCAGUGAUUGAGGAUUCUGUGAUCAUGGGUAGUGAUUAUUACCAAGUGCAACAGAACUGGACAAAAUUGCAAGGCUUCAAUGUCCCAGUUGGGAUUGGAGAACAGACUCAUAUUCGAAAGGCUAUAGUUGAUAAGAAUGCAAGGAUAGGAAGAAAUGUCAGGAUUGUUAACACAGAUGGGGUCCAAGAAUGUAACAGAGAGGAGCAUGGAUACAUCAUUUCUGGGGGCAUAGUUGUUGUUUUGAGUAAUGCAGUAAUUCCAGAUGGCAGCAUCCUCUAACUGAGCCAUGAUGCAGGGUCGGAUUCUGUAUUUAUUUCAUUUAUUACAAGGAAGAAUAAAAAACAUGAUUUGAAGAUGAUGUGAACAAGAGAUUUAUAUACAGCAUUACAAUUUUCAUCCAUGUUUCUUUUUUUUUCAUCUACUUUUCCUUUUCUCUUUUUAAAGAAUAGGCACAAGCACCAGAUCAACUCUUACAAGGACACGCAUCUUGCAGCUAGCCCCAUCGCCAUCCCUUGCAUCCAAUGGAGUGUUACCAUGCCCAUAGUCCCCUAAAAAUAUUUCCAACUAAAUCAAACUACUUGGAUCAUGAAUGAGUUGAUGCCAUAAAUACAAUUACUGUUCAUGCCAAAUUAAUCCCUGCUCUCGGCAUUACAAAACUCCAAUCACAACCAACCCUAAAGCCCUCUCUCUGUCUGUCACCUGACCAGCAACUGCCCUCUUAUUUCAACACCAUUAAAUGACAAUAAUAAUAAUAAUUAUAAUCGAAGAAGAAUCAACUACAGAAGGCCCCGAGAUAAAAGAACAGAUCAAACGGUAAUGCAAACAAAAAAAAAAACUACUAA
Elaeis guineensis (African oil palm) is the source of this 1838-nucleotide messenger RNA. The record is from RefSeq and is a predicted model, not a curated record. NCBI's taxonomy places the organism in Eukaryota, Viridiplantae, Streptophyta, Magnoliopsida, Arecales, Arecaceae.